CCCGUACGGACUGUACGUGUGAGUGCGUCAGAAUGUGUGCGUACCGUGGCCACCCCUCUGCUCUUCUCAGGUCUCACCCCGAGGUUUAUCGUCAGCAAAAAUGUCUGGAAAAAUCCAUGGUGGUUCUGUGGUAGAGAUGCAAGGAGAUGAAAUGACGUGAAUCAUUUGGGAAUUGAUUAAAGAAAAACUCAUUUUUCCCUAUGUGGAACUCGAUCUGCACAGCUAUGACUUAGGCACAGAGAAUCGGGAUGCCACCCAUAACCAAGUCACCAGGGAUGCUGCUGAAGCUGUAAAGAAGCACAAUGUUGGUGUCAAGUGUGUCACCAUCACCCCCGAUGAGAAGAGGGUGGAGGAGUUCAAGCUGAAACAAAUGUAGAAAUCACCCAAUGGCACCAUCCAAAAUACUCUGGGUGGCACCAUCUUCAGAGAAGCUAUUAUCUGUAAAAAUAUCCCCUGCCUUGUGACAGGGUGGGUAAAACCAAUCAUCGUAGGUCGUCAUGCCUAUGGGGAUCAAUAUAGAGCAACUGAUCUUGUUGUUCCUGGGCCUGGAAAGGUAGAAAUAACUUACACACCAAGUGAUGGAAGCCAGAAAGUGACAUACCUGGUCCACAACUUUGAAGAGGGCGGUGGUGUCGCCAUGGGGAUGUACAACCAAGAUAAGUCCAUUGAAGACUUUGCACACAGUUCCUUCCAAAUGGCUCUGUCUAAGGGUUGGCCUCUGUAUCUGAGCACCAAAAACACUAUUCUGAAGAAAUAUGAUGGACGUUUCAAAGACAUCUUUCAGGAGAUAUAUGACAAGCAAUACAAAUCCAAGUUUGAAGCUCAGAAGAUCUGGUACGAGCACAGGCUCAUCAAUGACAUGGUGGCCCAAGCCAUGAAGUCAGAGGGAGGCUUCAUCUGGGCCUGUAAGAACUAUGAUGGCAAUGUGCAGUCAGAUUCUGUGGUCCAAGGUUAUGGCUCUCUUGGCAUGAUGACCAGCGUGUUGAUUUGUCCAGAUGGCAAGACAGUGGAAGCCGAGGCUGCGCACAGAACUGUAACAUGCCACUACCGCAUGUACCAGAAAGGACAGGAGACCUCUACCAAUCCUAUUGCUUCCAUUUUUGCCUGGUCCAGAGGGUUGGCCCACAGAGCAAAGCUUGAUAACAACAAUGAACUUGGCUUCUUCCCAAAAGCUUUGGAAGAAGUCUGCAUUGAGACCAUUGAGGCUGGCUUCAUGACCAAGGACUUGGCUGCUUGCAUUAAAGGUUUACCCAAUGUGCAACGUUCCGACUACUUGAAUACCUUUGAGUUCAUGGACAAACUUGGAGAAAACUUGAAGAUAAAACUAGCUCAGGCCAUACUUUAAG
Messenger RNA from Octodon degus (degu), 1346 nucleotides. RefSeq names its product isocitrate dehydrogenase [NADP] cytoplasmic-like. The transcript has a single exon. Gene Ontology annotation, cellular component: cytosol; peroxisome; mitochondrion. Gene Ontology annotation, molecular function: isocitrate dehydrogenase (NADP+) activity. NCBI's taxonomy places the organism in Eukaryota, Metazoa, Chordata, Mammalia, Rodentia, Octodontidae. Gene Ontology annotation, biological process: isocitrate metabolic process. The record is from RefSeq and is a predicted model, not a curated record.